This is a messenger RNA of Suillus fuscotomentosus, 1140 nucleotides long. RefSeq lists its product as uncharacterized. NCBI's taxonomy places the organism in Eukaryota, Fungi, Basidiomycota, Agaricomycetes, Boletales, Suillaceae. The record is from RefSeq and is a predicted model, not a curated record. The transcript is spliced from 8 exons. The coding region runs from base 1 to 1140 and encodes 379 amino acids.
AUGCUCCCCUCUGACAGAGAGUCGCUGCUUACCACUGAUGUACCUUGUCCGAGUCCUACAACCACAAGCUACCCUACAUAUAAAUACACGUGUCCGUUACGCUCCAAGUACAAGGAGGGCAGGAAUUUAGUAGUCUGUAUUGAUGGAUCAUCGAACCGGUUUGGACUCAAGAACACCAAUGUCGUCGAGCUCUACAGCCAACUUGUCAAAUCUGAAGACCAACUCACUUAUUACAACAGCGGGGUGGGCACGCACGCACGCCCGUCCUGGCGCUCCCUCUCAUACGUCCAGUAUUGGCUGAGCAGCAAGGUGGAUUUGCUUAUAGCUUGGAAUCUCGAAACCGUGAUACUGGCAGCCUAUCGAUGGAUAUCAGAAAAUUAUGACGAUGGUGAUAGGAUUUAUCUUUUUGGGUUUUCCAGGGGCGCUUACCAGGCCCGAGCAAUUGCUGGAAUGAUACACCGCGUCGGAUUGAUCCUCCCCGGAAACAACGAGCAAAUACCAUUCGCCUUCGAGCUAUACUCGAAAAUAGAUGAAAAGGCCUCAGAGAGAAUACAAUCUCCACGCAAACAUACCUGGGCAAAUGAGCUUGCUGAAACUUUCAAGGGCACGUUCUGCAGAUCGCACGUCCAUAUUCAUUUCAUCGGCGUAUGGGAUACUGUUUCUUCGGUUGGCGUUGGAAGGGGGAAGACGCUACCUUCGACUACUAACGGCAGCCACCAUAUGUGCUAUUUCAGGCAUGCCCUUGCCUUGGAUGAGCGGCGAGUCAAAUUCCUUCCAGAGUAUAUACAUGGUGCAAAUACAGAAGAAUCCCAUUCCGAUCGCAUCAAGGAGGUCUGGUUUGCAGGUAGUCACUCGGACCUUCAAUCAGGCGACAUUCCAUUGCUAUGGAUGCGAAAGGAGGCUGUUGAGGCAGGCUUGAGGAUGAAGCCCACCGAAGUCGUCUGGAAGAUGGAUGACCUGCAGAAGAGGACGUACGAAUCACUAAGGAGCAUGUGGUGGAUGCUCGAAUUCGCUCCUGUCAAGCGGGUUGUUUAUGGCACUCGAGAUAGUCACGCGUUCGGGUACGUACUGUGGACUUUUCGCUGCGCAUCCAUUUCAUUAGAAUCUCCUGAAGGCUACAUCGUGGCGCGCCUCGGGUGA